AUGAAGAGAGAAAAGUCACGGGUGGAAUGGCAAGCAGGAGUGGCGCCACGGGAUCCUGAGGCCGACCGAUACUGCAUAAGAGGUACUGGCACAAGAAUCUCUGGAGUGGGAAGAUCGGAGGCCGGAAACCCAACUGACAUGUCAGCCGAACUAGAAGAACCCCAGCAUCUACAGAGUAAAACGCCCUUAGUAUUUAAGAAGGUAUUGCAGCUGUAG
Molecule: messenger RNA, 216 nt
Organism: Aspergillus niger
Lineage: Eukaryota; Fungi; Ascomycota; Eurotiomycetes; Eurotiales; Aspergillaceae
Exons: 2
Coding region: 1-216 (71 amino acids)
Source: RefSeq, a predicted model, not a curated record